Molecule: messenger RNA, 861 nt
Organism: Truncatella angustata
Lineage: Eukaryota; Fungi; Ascomycota; Sordariomycetes; Amphisphaeriales; Sporocadaceae
Exons: 1
Coding region: 1-861 (286 amino acids)
Source: RefSeq, a predicted model, not a curated record
AUGUUACAACUAAACAGCGCCGCAGAGUCACCUGCCAGAAACCUGCCUUCACGCUCGCAUUUGAAUUACAUCGAACAGUCAAUUGACGCAUUACGCAAUCUGUGGCAAGAAUGGUUUGGUGACAGCAAAGUAUCUGCACAGACGCACGAGAAUUACAAAAACGAAGCAGAUGUAUAUAUACCUUCGUUCGGUGUUGCAGCACACGACACAGCCACAGAAAACGAAGAUACUGGCGUCGUUGCCCAAUUAGCUGAGCUAAAACGAAUGUUUGCCAAGGAAGACAUCAUCUAUGUAGCCGUUGAAGUUGAGAUUGCAGAAAGCAGAUACGGCGGGGUUACAGAUAUUGGUCUUGCUAUAUGGUCUCCUGAAUAUGGCGGCAAUGACAUAUGUUACCAUUGGCAUAUUGACGAGACAGGCGGUGUGCACCAGAGCCAUGACUAUAAUCACCCAGACUCAUUCGCAUUUGGGCGGACUGAGUUCAUUGAUUCCUCAAAAAUUCCAAUUGUUCUUGACGACUGGCUGCUAUCUCUUUCCAAAAGACAUAAGCGAGUAUGCAUUAUUCAGUAUGGCAGAAGUUCUUUGCGUCAUCUAGAGCCAGAAUGGUUCAUCCCGUCAGAUGUGCUCAAACUUAACGUUCAGGAAAUAUGGCAACAACAACGAGGAACAAGUCACGACUGGCCACUGCAAGAGGCUUUGAUGGAUGCAGGAGAGGGGAUCGAGGUAUCCUUUCUUCUCACAAACCUCGGCAACAAGGCGCAUUUUAUAAUGCGCCUGAUGCUCAAACUUUUGCACCGAAUCAAAGAAGAAGCGAAUGACAUUUCAUAUCUUGAGGCGCUGGAUAUUACGAAAACAUACCAAUAA